Molecule: messenger RNA, 1880 nt
Organism: Actinia tenebrosa (Australian red waratah sea anemone)
Lineage: Eukaryota; Metazoa; Cnidaria; Anthozoa; Actiniaria; Actiniidae
Source: RefSeq, a predicted model, not a curated record
GACGUAUAUAUAGACAGUGUUAUUGGAUAUACUAUUAUUAUUAAGAGAGCUUUUAUAAGGCUGUGAGAUAACGAAUCUGUGCCUUAGAAGUUUUUAAAAGGGCAAAUCAGAACUGAAAAUGUCUUCAAAAAAAAAAGUUGUUAUCCCAGUGGAUGGAAGUGAACACAGCGAAAAGGCCUUUGAAUGGUAUAGAAAUCAUAUUCAUGAGAAAGAUGAUGAACUUCUUGUUCUUCAUGUACAAGAACCUCCGACAGUCCCCUCUUCUCCAUACCCUUAUGGAGGGACAGUUUUACCAGAUGAAUGGAACAAAGCUGUAGAUCAAACCAUUGCUGAUGCAGCAAAGAUUAUUGAUUAUUAUGGUAAAAAGUGUCAACAACAAGGGCUGAAAUGUAAGCUAUAUAAAGGAAGUGGUAAAGCAGGUGAAUCCAUCUGCCAAUUAGCAGAAGAUCAAGAAGCCAAUCAAAUUCUUAUGGGUUCUCGAGGCUGUGGCAAAGUCAGACGUACAUUAAUGGGUAGUGUUAGUGAUUACUGUGUGCAUCACAGUAAUGUUCCAGUGACUGUCAUUCCACCGGUAAAGACAGAUUGAUUUUUAAUUUGGCCUUAUUCAUCCAUUAUUAUGGUAUGAGUUUGGAUUCUUUACUGUGGUAUAAAAUAACACAGUUUGGUCCGUUUUUUUUUCUUUUUGGUAAAUCAUAUUUUAUGUGAAAGUCCGGAAAGUUAAAAACAAUAGAAUAUUUGUUGUUUUUAAGGAUUAUAUGUAGAUUUUUUUGUAUCCUAAAAGUGUUGUCAUUUUUUUCUUUUAAUUUUUUGUGGUAAGUAGAUUAUCAAAGCAAGAACCAUAUUUUGUAUGAGAUUUAAGGAGGCUUCAUGUAGUUCCGGGCUUUAGAGUAAUAGAAUUAGAAAUUAUUUUAUAGCAAAUACAGAUCUAUAUCUUGAUAUCUGAUACACUCACCAUAUUAAAGUCUAUGAGUUUAGGAAUCAUUUUUUGUGAAAAUGAUCACGUGACUAGUUACCAUAGCAACGACACGUCCGCCACAAAACGGGCCCUUUUUGCCAUUGAACAAUUAAAAUCUCGAGUUUCCGGUGGUCAAUCUUUUUUAGACUGCAUAAUAUGAAAGUUUGUUUUGUUACCUAUUAUAUGGCAGUGUCAUAUUAAAAUUGUGACUACAGAAACCAAGAUAUUAAAGAAAUAUUCAUUUUCCAUGAUAAAAAGUUUGCUGUAGUCCAAAUAUUUUUCAUAUUGCAUCAGUUGCCUUAUCAUUCUAUGAAGAAAAACUGUAGAAAUUUAAAGAUAUUUGACCACAUAGUUUUCGAGUUUUUAAUUUUAUUAAAUAACGCGUGCCACUGACUUUUCUUGACGUCAUCAAAAUAAAAAUCACACUCAGGCCUGUCCACACCUGACCUGAUAUUUACAUUUUGGCCGUUUGCAUAAUGGCGUCAUUUUACUACCACUACCAAGAUGCAUGGUGAAUUUCCUUUCUUAAUCAAAUUUGUAUUCCCUCAUGACAAUGGUAAGGCAAUUGCUGCUAAGUAAGCGAACAGAAGGAAGUGUUCAAGGGAUUUUGGUUGUGGUAGUAAAUGAUGCCGUAAUGCAUGCAAGUGUCCUUCUGCACAAAUUUUCAAAUCUUUUUUGCCCCUCCACUCUAUCCAUAUUCAAAAAGUUGUAUUUUUAAGUGGUGUAGGUAUUCAUCGGAUACAUGUGGACAGAAGACUGAACUGCAAAGAAAAAAAUCAUUUAAAAGAAUAUUUGGGAACAUGUAGAUGGGGCCUUCGGCUUAUGUGAAUUACAUAUUGUGAGAAUUUUGUUCUGUUUCUGAAAUUUAGUUAAAUGAGGUGUUUUUACUCAAAAGAGUCAUUAAUUAAACUGUACACUGGUUUCA